CGCAUGAUCCAUCCAUAUCAAGUUUUAACUUGUGGUGUGGUUGUGCACGUUUUAAACCAUAUUAUUUUACUGUGGUGCGGUGUGGAGUGAUCAAGUGAGGCGUUUUUAAUUUUAAGAAAAACGUGUAUUUUAUAAUGUAAUUGUAAAAGAACUACGACUAAUCUAAAGAACUACUAAAACUUACUAAAAAAUAUGAGUGACCCUAAGAAGCAUUGCUGUCCAUACGAAGGAUGUAAAGCUGCGUUUAACAGGCCGUACAGAUUAACUCAGCACCUCCUAGUCCAUAACAAUGUCAAGGCUUAUGCUUGUUGUGAAGAGAACUGUUGCAAAUCUUACACGAGCAAAAGCCAUUUGGAACGUCACAUAAAUAUAGUUCAUAGGCGGUAUGAUGAAGAUGUAAUUUAUAGCUGCCCAACAUGUCAGAACAAAUAUGCAAAUCGACAGAAUCUAAAGAGACACAUCAAAAUCCAUCACAACUUAAGAAUUCCAUUUUCUUGUGACAGUUGUAACAUAGACUUCAAAAAGAAACAUCAACUCAGUGCUCAUAUGUACAUUCACACUGGCAUUAAAGCAUUCAGCUGUGAAAUAUGUUCCAAAGAAUUUGUAACUCUACUUGAGAAGAAAAAGCAUAUGAGAUGUCAUAAAAAUUACAAAUGUUCCGAAUGCCCACAAAUAUUCAAACAGUGGUCAAAAUACCAGGCACAUUUGAAAUCUGAUCAUGAGAGUAAAGAAUACAUCUGUGACAUUUGUGGACGGGCGUUCAAACAGAGAACUCAUAUAAUUCGUCAUAUUAGAAUUCAUGACCCGUCAAAAGUAAUUCAAUGUCCGUAUGAAAAUUGUAGCAGAUUUUAUUCCAGGAAUAGUAAUCUGAAGCAGCACAUGCUGAUGAAACAUGAAAAAAUUACUCAUGACUGCUCUAUUUGUAAUGCCAAACUUUCAACUAAGAAGAAAUUGCAGGAACACACAGUGAAAAUGCACAAGUCUGAACAAAAAGUAAGGGUUCCCAAAACUAAAUUAAUGGGACGGAAAGUAAGAAAGGACAUUGGCUCCCUGAAGUUAUCAACAGCUCUUCAAUUAUCAGGAUUACCUGCCACGUCGGAAAAAAAUCCAGUGGAGGAAACUGAAUUAGUUGUUGUUAAUGUAGCAUGAUUAACAAAAAAAAUGUUAUGUUGCACAACUAGAAGUUGAGACAAAGAGAGCAUGAGAUAUUGAUCUGCGAAGAGAAAGCUGUAGGUUUGCUGUAGAUACCAGAUUUUAUUAGAUCGUAUCCUCUAAAUCGAUUUAGUUUCCAACAAAUAUUACAAUUGUCAAAUUAAGUGAAAAAAUAUCAAAAAAAAAAUACAAAUAAAUAAUGAGAAGAAUGCU
This is a messenger RNA of Pectinophora gossypiella (pink bollworm), 1365 nucleotides long. Its product is annotated as gastrula zinc finger protein XlCGF8.2DB-like. The transcript is spliced from 7 exons. Gene Ontology annotation, cellular component: nucleus. Bases 193 to 1149 code for a protein of 318 amino acids. Lineage: Eukaryota; Metazoa; Arthropoda; Insecta; Lepidoptera; Gelechiidae. The record is from RefSeq and is a predicted model, not a curated record.